Rhinocladiella mackenziei CBS 650.93 is the source of this 912-nucleotide messenger RNA. RefSeq lists its product as uncharacterized. Bases 1 to 912 code for a protein of 303 amino acids. Gene Ontology annotation, molecular function: SNAP receptor activity; SNARE binding. Gene Ontology annotation, biological process: intracellular protein transport; vesicle fusion; vesicle-mediated transport. Gene Ontology annotation, cellular component: membrane; SNARE complex; endomembrane system. The record is from RefSeq and is a predicted model, not a curated record. NCBI's taxonomy places the organism in Eukaryota, Fungi, Ascomycota, Eurotiomycetes, Chaetothyriales, Herpotrichiellaceae. The transcript has 2 exons.
AUGUCCGCGGGCGCAUACGAAAAUGAUGGAGAUGCUGUUAUAGAAAUGGACCUCCUUCCACCCCGCUGGAUCGACGUUCAAGACGAGGUCGGCGAUGUACUGAAAGAGAUCACUCUCAAGGCCGUCAAACUGGACAAGCUCCAUUCGAAACAUGUGCUUCCUGGAUUUGAUGACGAAUCCGUCAAACAGCAAGAGGAACGUGAAAUAGAGCAGUUAACACAAGAGAUCACCAGAGGAUUUCAGGAGUGCCAAAAGGCUAUCAAACGCAUCGAGCACAUGGUCACGGAGGCCAGAGAGACGGGCAAUCUGCAGAAAGGAGACGAGAUCAUGGCGCAGAAUAUCCAAGUGGCUUUGGCGGCCAGAGUUCAAGAAGUGAGCGCCGCGUUCAGAAAGAAGCAAAGCAAUUACUUGAACAAACUUCGAGCAUUGGGCGGCUUCGAGUCGCCCAUUGGCCGAUCAUCGACACCGGUGCAGAAUCCGUACAUGGACCCAGCCUUGAUGGAGUCUGACGCCGACAAGUCAUUCGGUCAGUCAACAUUACAGCAAACGGCCCAGAAACGAUUGAACAGGAACGAUACUGUCAUUCGCCAAAGAGAACACGAGAUCAAUGAUAUUGCGAAGGGCAUCAUCGAGCUGGCCGAUAUCUUCCGCGAAUUACAAGUCAUGGUCAUUGACCAGGGUACUGUGCUUGACCGAAUAGAUUAUAAUGUCGAGCGCAUGGCAACAGAUGUAAAAGGUGCUGAAAAGGAGCUUACCGUUGCGACAAACUACCAACGGCGGAAUACAAAGCGAAAGAUCCUCCUGCUCCUGUUGCUUCUGGUGAUUGGCAUGUUCAUUUUACUUCUCAUCAAGCCCAAGAGGCGAUCCGAAGCGCCGCCAACCUCACCAGCAAGUCCGGAAAGUCCUCCAUAG